GGAAGAAGAAGAACACGCGUGUUUAUCUUUCACAUGUUCUGCCUGUUAUGUGGAAAUAUAUCUUGUCUGCCUACACCUAAAGUAUUAGACUAUGAUGUGGACGGUGGAGAAGACAUAUUUGACAUCAAUGAAGCUGCAGGCCUUGAUUUGGUGGAGGGAGAUAUUGUUCUUGAUGAGAGACAAGGCCGCAACUCCAUCAUAGGAGACGAGUACAGAUGGCCAAAGACCGUUCCUUACUACAUGGAGGACGACUUGGAGAUCAAUGCAAAAGGAGUGAUUCUGAAGGCCUUUGAGCAGUACCGAAUGAAAACCUGUAUCGACUUCAAACCAUGGGAGGGAGAGCAGAACUACAUUUCAAUCUUUAAAGGAGGCGGAUGUUUCUCUUCGGUGGGGAACAGGCGUGUGGGGAAGCAGAGGUUAUCCAUUGGGACGAAUUGCGACCGCAUCGCCACUAUAGAACACGAGUUCCUUCACGCUCUGGGAUUCUGGCAUGAGCAGUCACGUUCGGACCGCGACGACUACGUGACUAUCAUGUGGGAUCGCAUUUCUGAGGGCAAGGAGCACAACUUCAACACGUACAACGACACCACAUCCAGCUCUCUGGGCGUGCCUUACGACUACGGCUCCAUGAUGCACUACAGCAAGACUGCCUUCCGGAACGGCACAGAACCCACCAUCGUCACCAAGAUCCCGGCCUUUAGCGAGGUCAUCGGCCAGCGCAUGGAGUUCAGCGACAACGACCUGCUCAAGCUCCACCGCCUCUACAAUUGCACCUGCUCUUCCACCUUCCUGGACUCGUGUGAUUUUGAGAGGGAGAACAUCUGUGGGAUGAUCCAGGGAAAAGGGGAUCAGGCUGACUGGACCAGGGUGACCCAGGCUGCAGGCGGACCCGACACAGACUACUCCAACCUGGGCCGCUGCUCCGACGCAGGCUAUUUCAUGCACCUCAGCAUGGGUACAGCUAACCCAGGGGACCGGGCUCUGCUGGAGUCCAGACUGCUCUACCCCAAGAGAGGCUUCCAGUGUCUGCAGUUCUUCUUCUACAACAGCGGGGGCGGCAACCACCAGCUGAAGAUCUGGGUCCGGGAGUACGACCCAGCCAAUCCUGAUGGAGUCCUCCGUUUCAUCCAGGCCAUAGAUGGCCCCCCACAGGAGCUGUGGCAGGUUCACCACGUCAGUCUGAACGUGACCAAGAAGUUCCGCGUGGUCUUCGAGGGCACCAAGGUCGCCGGCGACCCCCCCCCGGGCGGCCUUUCCCUGGACGACGUCAACCUCUCGGAGACCACCUGCCCCGAGCACGUGUGGAGGGUGACCAACUUCACCAAGGUGAUGGAGACCACCCCUCACAACACGGCCAUCUACAGCCCCCCCUUCACCUCCAGGGAGGGCUACACCUUCCAGAUGGGCCUUUAUCCCAGUGGGAAAGAGGGCUACCGUGGCGAGCUCUCCGCUUACGCACACCUGGUGGCCCGGCCAGGGGACACGGGCCUGACGUGGCCGUGUCAAUGGAAACAGAUGACCAUGAUGCUGAUGGAUCAGAACCCCCACAUCCAGAAGCGCAUGUCCAACCAGCGGAGCGUCACCACCGACCCACUGCAGAAGACCCCAGAGGGCAUGUUUUUCUGGGAUGAUCCCCGGAAGGUGGGCACGGAGGUGAGGGAGGAGGAUGGCAGCGUGUACCACCGGGGGCCUGGGGCCGGGACCCCCGUCUACCUCACCCACGGCAGAGCCAAGAGCAGAGACUUCAUCAAGGGAGGAGAUGCCAUCUUCCUCCUCACCAUGGAGGAUGUGUCCAAUCUCGUAGACACCCAACCUCUGCCCUCUUCCACUGUGCCACCUGUUACCACGGAGAUGCCUCCUGUCAGCACGGUGACCACACGCCCAACCACGGUGGUUCCACCACCCACCAAUCCCUGCACCAAUGUUGAAUGUCAGAACGAGGGUAUCUGUGUGGUGUACGGCGGGAAGGCAGUUUGCAGGUGUGCAGUUGGUGGUGACUGGUGGUAUUGGGGGGACAGGUGUCAGUCCAGGGGCUCUCCCGGGGAUGCCAUGACCACGGCUCUGGCCGCCUCUCUGUCCGUGCUGGCUGUCAUGCUGGUCAUCACCGUGGUCAGUGUCGUUUGCGUGAAGAAAAAGUACCAGAAGCGCUCCUGUGACACGAGCUUGGCCAUGUCUAACGUUAACAGUGGUGCGGAAGGCGGGGUGACCGCUCUGUGACGCCUCUCCCCAAGGGGGAACGGAGAAGAAAUUGACAGAUGAAAUAAUGCUGAAGUGUUCAGUGUUUUGUGUCUUCACUAGCUGAAAUUUCAGAUUAAGAUGAAUAUUGCCCCCUUCUGGCAAUACAGUUAACAUGCAACUGUAUGACAUUUCUCUGUCUUAUGAUAAAGACUGAAUUAUAAAUACAUUUUUGUAAAAUGUACAGUAAAUUGAUCAUGAUUAAAACCAUUGCUGGGUGCUA
Molecule: messenger RNA, 2458 nt
Organism: Osmerus eperlanus (European smelt)
Lineage: Eukaryota; Metazoa; Chordata; Actinopteri; Osmeriformes; Osmeridae
Gene: mep1bb
Product: meprin A subunit beta b
Exons: 14
Coding region: 34-2217 (727 amino acids)
Biological process (GO): proteolysis
Cellular component (GO): membrane
Molecular function (GO): protein binding; metalloendopeptidase activity; zinc ion binding
Source: RefSeq, a predicted model, not a curated record